Molecule: messenger RNA, 183 nt
Organism: Penicillium coprophilum
Lineage: Eukaryota; Fungi; Ascomycota; Eurotiomycetes; Eurotiales; Aspergillaceae
Exons: 2
Coding region: 1-183 (60 amino acids)
Source: RefSeq, a predicted model, not a curated record
AUGCCAGCCAGUGACGCCCUCCAACCACCUCUCACCCCGGCCGAGCGCGUGAUUGUUAGAUCUUACGGUGGCUGGACAUCCUUCAUGAUAAGCUUCGGUCUCAAGCCGUGGGAGGAUGAUGACGCUGAGGAGGGAAAGAAAAUCCUGGAGGCCCUUGCUCAGGAUGACGAAGACCCUGAAUGA